CGGUGCGGAGCUGUGAUGGUGAGGAGGCGGGUCGGCGCUUGCGCGUUAGGAACGCCCCGCCUCUCGGGGCUCGCGCCGGCCGCGGGAGGGUUGAGGUUCGGCGUUCGCCCCCGCGCCGCCAUUUUGUGCCGCCGCCCGCAGCAGGAUGGAGCCGAGUACCCGAUCGAAGCCGCCCGCCGCCUGCCGCGCCCGCCGCCCCGCAAUCCCUGGACCCGCAGCCCCUGGAUGGAGCGCCGCUCCGCAGGCCCGACCGCACCUCUGGGAGCGCUGAAGAGUAUCCUCUGCCCGCCGCCGCUCAUGGAGCCGAGCGGCCAGGAACAAGCCGGGCCCGGCCUGAGGCGGGCCCGGCUGGGCUUAGCCGCGGCCUGGCCUAAGCUGGCCGGGCCCAGCGCGGCCCCCGCCGGCGCCUCGCCCCAGGCGAGCCCGCCCUUCUCUUGGCUGCGGCUGGUGUCGCAGCUCCUCUCCCCGCUGCCCGCUUUGCUGCAGCGGCUGCUGCCCGGCCCCGCGCUGAGCAGUGCCCUCUGCCCCGCCACCGAGCAGCCGCCUGCCAAGGGCCCCCAGCCGCCGCCGCUGCUGCUGCUGUCGGAGCCGGCCGCCUCGCUGGACUGGGCCGAGGAGACGCUGCCGUGGCCGGAGGAGCCCCCGGAGAAGGGACAAGAGGGUGGCACGGAGCCUCCGCCGGGCCUCUGGAGAACCAGGCUGGUACGGAGCAGCCUGGUGUCCGUCGCCAUACCGCGUGUGGACUUGUACGUGCUGGGCCCGGAGCAGGGCCAGGUUGGUUGUUCCGGCAAGAGCCAUUUGCCCCAGCCCCUGCGAGCCGAGGUCCCCACGGAAGCCUGGCGAGGUUGCCCCGCCCGGGGCGGUUUGCCGGAGGUCGAGUUUCUCCGCAGCAAGCGCUUGGCGUUUCUCCAGCCGUGGCAUUUGGUGAGCGGUGGCCUGGCAGUGCCAGACCCGGACCACGGCUAUCACAGCUUGGAGGAGGAGCAGCAGCAGCACAAGGGCGUUUGUCAAGAAGAGGUAGGGCGACGGCGGGAGCAGCGGUGCGAUGCCGGGGAGUUGAAGCGGCCCGAGGAGCCCAGCGACGCGGGGAGACAGCCUGGAGGUGAUCCCUUGGAGCCGGAGGGGAUAAGGGGUUCAGCUGAGAAGGGGACACUCGAGAGGGAAGCCCUGACUGAAGAGGAUGAUGAGGACUCCGAAAUAGAGCAAAACCUUUCGAUUUCAGCGAGACCUGCCUGUGCGAAUAAAUUAAUAGACUACAUCAUAGGGGGAGCUUCCAGCGGGGAUGAGAGUGCAGAUGAUGAGGAAGACUGGGAUGAUGAUGAUGACGGGUUUGACAGUGAAGGGCUCCCCUCGGAUUCAGACGCUGGUAGCCAGGACGGGGAAAGGCUUCAUCUCUGGAAUUCUUUCUACAGUUUGGAUCCGUACAACCCUCAGAACUUCACAGCCACCAUCCAGACAUCUUCCAGUGAUCCAGGAAAGGAUAUGUCGGAUGUGGAGGAGGAGGAAGAGGAAGAUUCUUCGUGGGCAGAAGAUUCUUCAGCCUCUCCGCACCCUAGUUCUGAAGAGGAGGAUGAGUGGGACUGUAGUAGUGUGGAUGAGGCAGAAAACCUGAAACUCUGGAACUCGUUCUGUACCUCAGAUGAUCCAUAUAAUCCCUUAAAUUUCACGGCAGCCUUUCAAACAGCAGAGAAAAAAGGGACGCCUGGUUUAAAAGGAGCUGAGAGACCAAGUUUAGUGACUGCUGAGCAUAGUCACUUGACUGUCUGUCGGGUGCAGCUGGAAAAACAUAACUGUGGGGUCACUGACUUUGUGCAGCAUGGCAUUCUUUCUGGUGAGAAAUGCAGCAGUACCAAGCGGAAAAAGGUCACCUUCCUCGAAAAAGUUACUGAGUAUUACGUAAGCAGUGAGGAGGAUCGUAAAGGACCCUGGGAAGAGCUUGCACGAGAUGGAUGCAGGUUCCAGAAACGUAUCCAAGAAACAGAAGAAGCCAUAGGAUAUUGCUUCACAGCAGAGCAUAGGCAAAGAGUAUUUAAUAGACUCCAAGAAACCUACUACAAGAGGGUUGAUCUCUUCUAGCACCUUAAAAGAUCUGGUAGUUGUAUGAGCCUAAGCACUCAUGAACAUCUUCAAAACAAGAAGCGGCAGCUGCAUGUGCUGUUUUGAAAUGGGGAGAGAAGUGAGAUUUUAACACUUUUUUUCCCAGUUCAAUAUUCAGCCAACCAAUAGGCCUGUGUGUCACGUUUUGAUAGCCAGACAAAACCUUUUGAGUAUCAUCAAGGGUAAGGGUGGCAUAAUUGCAUUCCUUUUAAGUAACACUUGAGAAACAGACUGCUUUAGGUUAAAUCCAUUCCAAAAAUGCCUUGUCUGCCGUAUGUGGAGAAGUGGUGACUAUUAAGUUGAAUUUUUGCACUUUGAAAAAGCGAAACCUAUUUUGAAGGAGAUAUUUAUGAGGCUCAGAACCUAGUCAUUGCAGUUUUGAUUUAAAGAUUCUAGAGGUAUGUGUUACUUUCUUGUGGUUCUCCAUUUUCUCUAACUUGUACAAAAGUCUCAAAAUUUGUUAGCUGAUUAACUUUACUGUGCAAAGCAGAUUAACUUCCUUUUAAGAUCCCAGUUUUGCAUGUUAUCUAGUGUUUGAGUGUUUAUGUAAUGCUUUGAUGUCUUAAUAUUUCAGUCUAGCACACUGGGGGAUUCAGGGGAACUCUGGUGCACUACAAGCCCUUUGGUUUGUCUUUAUUUAAAUAUAAAUACCUUUACCCAGUACUGUUCCAAAGGGUGGUGGCUGCUUGUGCACCAAACCUCUUUGCUUUCAGGGCAAUGAAAGGCCAAAUCCCAAUCAAUAAUUAAAGCUCCGAGGUACGUGUUGAGGCUGAUCGUUUGAGUUUAGGUAGCCACGCACAGGGAACUAGGCCCUAGAUCUUAAGUUAAUCUUAGAGUAACUUUGCUGUAAUUGAUUCUGCUUUCUGAAGAUGGAUUGAAGUGGAAGAUUCUUCAUGUUCCUUGUAUCCAAUAUGCUUGUUCUGGUACUUGUAAGGAGAAUUAUCUUAGACUUAUGGAAAUCUAAGGCUACAAAUUGCUGUGUUCUUUACCAAAAGCCAGUAUUAAUACCUCUCUGCGUCUGCACUUUUGUUCAUCUGGUACCAAAAUAACAUUUCACGUUUGGGGUCUGAAACUUGAGGUCCUCAGUGGGAGGAAAACACUCCUUAUUUAUGUUCCUAACUUAAAAUGUUUAAUUGUUGUUUCAAGUCAAAAUAAAAAAAAAAGAAGCACCAUUUGGAUAUGUGUUUGGACCUGAAGGACGUUGUGUGGCUGUUAACCAAGCAGGUAUGAGGUCAUGCAAUGGAAUAAAUACCAAACAUCAAAGAAUUCGUAUCUGUUCGCAUGAAGUUGUGUGAAUAAAUUAUUUGCUACUUGGUUCAUUCCGCUGACUAGAAUUGUUUCACUUUUCUAAAUGCUUCAGAUUUAUAAUCUCAUUAAUCUCAUUAAUGACUUCAAUUUUUAAUUCAAAAGAAAAUUACAGGUGCAGAAGAGCUUCACAGAGCUUUACUGAAUUUCCUGCUUUAUCGUGGCAUCUUUUUGGCCAUUUUAAUUCUCUCAAAAAUUUCAGAGUCUUUGGGUUUAUACUUUAUUCUUAUUGCAUGAAGUAUGUUCUUUAAAAAUUUCCUUUACUAGAAGUGUUACAAUUAUGAAAUUCAGAGGGUUAACUGUGAACUACGGCAGAGUUGUCAUGUAAACUUAAAAAUACAGCUGAAACUCAAGCAGCCUUCCAGACUGGCUACUUGGAAGCAAUGCGGCAAUGUUCUUUUUCAUACCCAUGGCAUAAAAAAAAAAUUGGAUUCUCCAUUCCUGCAAAAGAUAAUUUUAGUUGUGAAAUUUUCAUUCUAAUCAUGCCCUCAAAUCCUGUGAAAUAACUUUUAAUUUUUAGGAGUUCAUUUGCCUGUAUUGUUUGGUAACGGGCAUUGUGUUUUUCUGUUUAGGAAAAAGCACGCAGGAUGAUAAAUGUAGAAUUACAAUAGAAGUUGUGUUGAUUUAUGGUCCAAGUGUGACUGAUAAGUAAAAAUGCUGUUCAUUGCUCCUGGUAAAAUAUACUACAGUCGUUUCUCCAUGACUCUCCCAUUUUCUUUGAUCUUGGAGAACUUGGUGGAGCUCCUGUUACUCUGGACAACUCGUUUUAGUGGUCCUUGUAGGAAGCUUUAGAGUGGUGUGAACUAACACCUGCAAACACUGACCCGCUGUUUGCAGAGGCUUGGAAAAGCCAACAGCUGGAAACGAACAGAAUUGACAAAUUGGGUGUAAAGUAGAUUAAAAUGUGCUGCUUCUAACAUUGGAGAAUUUUUUUUUUUCCAACCUGCAGCGUAUCAAGCACCCUGGUCUAACACUGCUGAUUCUCACGGAAACUAUACCUGCUUGGGUAAGCUUUUCCCACUCUCAAACCUCAUGUUUUCAAGGUAGCUGAUAGGUAUUAACACUAAAUUCAUCACCAUAAACAUAUCUUAAAAGCAAGCUAAGCUUGUUUGUCACCAUUUUCCCCAUAAUAUACCUUAAAAUGCUCAUACAGGAUGUGUAUGUGUGUAAGUGCUUUGAGUGAGACAGUAAAAAUAACACUUGUUGAACUUUAAAUCAAAACUGUAAUUAUCAGAUUUUAUUUUUGUAUAAUUUAGAGAAAGUUAGAAAACCUUCAACAUUGGCUUUAUACAGAUUUUAAUUGAUUUGUGUCGAGUUUGUUGGGUUUUUAUAUCUAAAGUUAUAUUUCUGUACAUAAUAAAACUAUUCAGAACUAAUCUGUAAAUUGUAAUAAAGAUAUUUGCAAGAUAA
This is a messenger RNA of Grus americana (Whooping crane), 4812 nucleotides long. It is a transcript of the gene PPP1R15B, whose product is annotated as protein phosphatase 1 regulatory subunit 15B. Gene Ontology annotation, biological process: response to endoplasmic reticulum stress. Gene Ontology annotation, cellular component: endoplasmic reticulum; protein phosphatase type 1 complex. Bases 16 to 2076 code for a protein of 686 amino acids. Lineage: Eukaryota; Metazoa; Chordata; Aves; Gruiformes; Gruidae. The record is from RefSeq and is a predicted model, not a curated record. The transcript is spliced from 2 exons. Gene Ontology annotation, molecular function: protein phosphatase regulator activity.